AUCCCAAGGUUUUGCCAGCACCCAAGAGUUUGUUUCGACAUCUAGUCCCCUCUACUUGAUGUUGACUUCAAUAAUUACUGGCUCACAGAAAACCACCACCCAAGGACAGAACACACGCUCUGCUUUAACCUCACAAUCCAGAACCACAUCAAAUAAUGCAGGACUCGCCACAACAACUUCUAAACCUUCAGUAACCCUUAGUGCACCAACACAAAUUCCCCUCACAUCAACUUCCACAUCAAACACUAUUACGCCCGCUAAUCAAGCUCUGACUAGUUCAGCUGUUAAUAACACAACUACUGUGUCAAAUGCUAGUGGAUUAAAUAUGUUACCUCCAACUCCAGCCUCACUUAUGUCUUACAUAACUACUCAAACUACACAGAGCACUUCAAUAUCUGCCCAGACACUUUCAAGCAAUCAUGCUAGCCAUCCAAUUGGUACUUUUGAAACAACAGUCAAUCAUACGACAGCAAGCUCUUCUGCUGCACCAACUGUCGUGGCUCAAGUAGCAAAUCAGACAGCGGUUCUACGAACAAUGACGUCCGAUGCAUUAUUCACAGAGCCAUUUGCAGCCCAGUGUGACUUUUCCCAGUACUGCGCUAAUGAAUCAUCAUACUACUGGAUGCUUGUGGAGGUGAAUGGCUCUAAUAUGACAGAGGGAGAGAUUCAGAUUUGGUUUUUAGAUCUUUUUAAUAAAAGCACCUGUUCUGCUGGAGUUUCAACAACAGGAAUCAAUACAACAUCAUGCAAAACUCACAUAGUCUUUGUGACUGCCGAGGUUAGAUGUGUAGCCAAGCAGAACAUCCAAAGGACAAACUGCACUGUGCUGCUACAGCUGAGCCAACCUGUGAAUAUGUGCAUCCUCCGAAGGCUGGUGCAAAACGGGACUGUAAACCCAUCAAUCAAGAUCCAGCUUCUGGGAGAUGUAGAAAGAGUGGGUAAAGGCUUGUGCCCAGAGCACAAUAAUUCGCCCCCAGGAGAUGGUUUAGUGCACUGCACAUCUCUAAUGUCUUAUGAUGAUUUCUGCAAGACCCAGGGGACUGUCAAUGUCAUAUGUUCUUAUAAGGAAAAUGGCUUUGUUCCUAAAGACUUGGUUGCUAAUCAGUCCUGCAACGUCGAGAACCAGCAACAUUGUGAGUGUCACGUGUUUACCAACAACGAGACAUAUUAUGCUGUUCGUCUAAAUAUCAAAAACCCAGAUGUGAAUUUCCUCUACAUUCAGAACAUGGUUAUACAGUUGAGCACUCCCUGCAGCGACUCCGGAAUGCAAGGGUCUCUGUGCAAUUCUUUUACUAAAGUAUCCCAGUUGUAUCAGGGAAUGCACUUGGAAUGUUUUGGUGAAGGAACAAGGCUCUACACUUGUAUGUUAACUCUGCAGCUGUCAAAACAGCUGGAUGCGUGUACUGUUAGUACUGCUAUUGCUGUUCUUUGGAAGGACAGUACCAACAUUAGUUUUGAUGGACCUCUCAGUCGAAUAGCCAUUUGUCAUUUGCCCACUGAUUCGGAAACCAUUCCUUUGAACUCAACUUUUACUUGGAUGUCUGUAAAUUUAAAUUCCAGCCACAUUGAUGAAAUCAAAGACAGUUUGAAAUGUGUACAGGGUCAGACAUUUGCUGUUAUCUUAAAUGAGAGCUGUAAAGUCUCAUCUUCUGAGUCCUACCCAUCUCAAGCUGUCCAUCCUAGAACAAGCUCUGAGAGCAGUGCUACAUUCCCAAACAUCACUUCUUUGUCAGUAACUACAGAUCGGACACUGACCAACCAAACACUCACUGCAGUCACACCAUCUAUCACAAACACUUCUAAUACACCACUUAAUACAACAGUCCUAACAUCCAAUACAUCCAUCAGCAGUACAGUCACUCAAACAAAUACUGUUGCACAUUAUACAGCAAGCCUGCCACUCAAUUCAACACUCAGUAUAGGAUCGGAAGUCAUUAUAACAAGUGCACCAAAUGAAAUAACCACCUCAAUGGUCAGUACAACACAUACAACAACUGAUGAAACAUCUCAGCCAGUUAAUACAGCAGUUACAACACACAGUAUAACAACCUCACCUGUCAGAACAACAGGUACAUCAAAUAAUAUACCAGCAUCAAUGGCCAGUACAAGUACACAUGAUAUAAAAACCCCAUCAGUCAGUGCAAUGGGUAUAGCAUCCAAUAUAACAACCUCAUCAGUCAAAACAGAAACAACACUCAAUAUAACCACCUCACCGGUCCAAACAACAGGUACACUACACAAUAUAACAUCAUUACUGGUCAGUACAACAAAUAUGUCACACGAUAUAACCCCAACAGCCAGUGAAAAAGGUAUACCAUACAAUAUAACAACCUCACCAUUCAAAAUAACAGAAACAACACUCAAUAUAACCACCUCACCGGUCCAUACAACAGGCACCUCACAAAAUAUAACAGCCUCAACGGUCAGUGCAGCACUCGAUGUAACAACUCAAACGGUAAACACAGCAGAUCCAACAGACAGUAUAACAACCUCAACAGUCAGUACAACACUCAGUGUAACAACUCAAUUGGUCAAUACUGCAGAUACAACAGACAAUAUAGCAACCUCACCUGUCAGUACGACACAUACAACACUCAAUGUAACAUCUCAACCAGUCGAUACAGCAAAUACAACAGACAAUAUAAUAACCCCACCUGUCAGUAAAACAGCUAUAUUAAACAAUAUAACAACCUUACCAGUCAAAACAACAGAAACAACACUAAAUUUAGCAACCUCACCAAUCAGUACAACAGGUACAUCAAACAAUAUAACAUCACCAGUCAGUACAACAUAUGUGUCACCUAAUAUAAUAACCACACCAGUCAAAACAACAGAAACAACACUCAAUUUAACAACCUCACCAAUCAGUACAACAGGUACAUCAAACAAUAUAACAUCACCAGUCAGUACAACAUAUGUGUCACCUAAUAUAAUAACCACGCCAGUCCACGCAACAGGUACACUGUACAAUAUAGCAACCUCACCGGUCAAAACAACAGAAGCAAAACUAAAUUUAACAACCUCACCAGUCAGUACAAAAAAUGUGUCACCUGAUAUAAUAACCACACCAGUCAAAACAACAGAAGAAACACUAAAUUUAACAACCUCUCCAAUCAGUACAACAGGUACAUCAAACAAUAUAACAUCACCAGUCAGUACAACAUAUGUGUCACCUAAUAUAAUAACCACGCCAGUCCACGCAACAGGUACACCGUACAAUAUAACAACCACACCAGUCAAAACAACAGAAACAACACUAAAUUUAGCAACCUCACCAAUCAGUACAACAGUUACAUCAAACAAUAUAACAUCACCAGUCAGUACAACAUAUGUGUCACCUAAUAUAAUAACCACGCCAGUCCACGCAACAGGUACACUGUACAAUAUAACAACCACACCAGUCAAAACAACAGAAACAACACUAAAUUUAGCAACCUCACCAAUCAGUACAACUGGUACAUCAAACAAUAUAACAUCACCAGUCAGUACAACAUAUGUGUCACCUAAUAUAAUAAACACGCCAGUCCACGCAACAGGUACACCUCAGCACAACAGGUACACCGUUCAAUAUAACAACCUCACCAGUCAAAACAACAGAAACAACACUCAGUUUAACAACCUCACUGAUCCAUACAACAGAUAA
Molecule: messenger RNA, 3643 nt
Organism: Carassius auratus (goldfish)
Lineage: Eukaryota; Metazoa; Chordata; Actinopteri; Cypriniformes; Cyprinidae
Exons: 20
Coding region: 59-3643 (1194 amino acids)
Source: RefSeq, a predicted model, not a curated record